Branchiostoma floridae (Florida lancelet) is the source of this 573-nucleotide messenger RNA. Its product is annotated as sulfotransferase 2B1-like. Gene Ontology annotation, cellular component: cytoplasm. The record is from RefSeq and is a predicted model, not a curated record. Gene Ontology annotation, biological process: sulfation. NCBI's taxonomy places the organism in Eukaryota, Metazoa, Chordata, Leptocardii, Amphioxiformes, Branchiostomatidae. The coding region runs from base 172 to 573 and encodes 133 amino acids. Gene Ontology annotation, molecular function: sulfotransferase activity. The transcript has 2 exons.
GCCAUUUCUAACGAUAUUUGUUAUGUGCCAUGCGUUCGCUUUCCUAACGUUGUACCUAACACAAACGACUACUUUACCGUUGUUCAAGUCAAGCAGAAUCUCCUGACUGCACUGUGUAUUACGUAAUUUUGCAGGUCAUCUGCGACCCUCGUCGAACUGAGGGUUGUCAACAUGACGUACCCUUACUACGAUUACAAGGGCGUCUUGUUUCCUGAUAUAAUUUCUCGGGAAACCUUGGACGUCAUUCCUGACUACCCUGUUCGUGAUGACGACAUUUUCAUCCUAUCAUACCCAAAAUCAGGUGCGAACUGGAUGAUGGAGAUAGUGGGUAAGGUCAUGAAAGCUGCUGGAAAGGUUACCAAUCCUGAUGAACAUACCACGUGGUGUUUCGAACUGCAGAUGCCGGGAUUGGACGAAAAACCACGUCAUGUGCUUGCCAUGGAUUCACCAUCUCCACGCAUAAUCCACACGCACCUACCACGGCAACUGGCCCCCAAAAUGGUCGCCAAUCCUCAAGGAAAGGUAGUUUUGGGGGCAAUUUUAUCUAACCUCGAAAUGCACUCUUCUGUCUAA